This is a messenger RNA of Drosophila kikkawai, 1721 nucleotides long. It is a transcript of the gene yellow-h, whose product is annotated as L-dopachrome tautomerase yellow-h. Gene Ontology annotation, cellular component: extracellular region. Lineage: Eukaryota; Metazoa; Arthropoda; Insecta; Diptera; Drosophilidae. The record is from RefSeq and is a predicted model, not a curated record.
GAAGACUGCAAAGUUUUAUAUAGACAGCUCGAAAGCUGAGAGACACCUUGCGCAGUAGGGUAUGGACGGUUUCAAGACUUUAGAGAUAGUUUAGAUUCAGUAGGACUUUGUGGUGUAAACAGUACUUAACAAGUAACUUGAAAUUAAAGGUCUUGGAAAUACAAACAAAAUUAAAAUAUACCCACCAUCCAACGUCGUUGGUCAGUUCAAGUUUGAUAGCAGUGGACUAAACUUCAAUAACAUACCGGACAUAUUUGUUAUUAAAUUUAUAAAUUAGCAUUAUGAAGUUGAUACUAAUGAAUAGCGCCGGGAUAAUUUUAACAUUGCAAUUCCUGUUUUUUAUUUCGAUUAUAAAUGGAACCCAUAUUGUUCAUUCAGUUUCCGAAAGAUUUGAUGGUUAUGCUCCUCAUGAUUUGAUUCCAGAGACCUUCAAGAGAGAAAGUCAGUUUGAGAUUAUUAAUGAAUGGAAAUAUUUGGACUUUGAAUAUUUAACCUUUGUCGAACGGCAGCAGGCAAUUUUAAAUGGCGACUUUGUACCCAAGAACAACUUACCCUUGGGAAUCGAUGUUUAUCGCGAUCGACUAUUUAUAACAACGCCUCGUUGGAAGGAUGGAGUACCUGCCAGUUUAGGUACCAUUCCAUAUCCGGCAAUAGAGACAAGUCCAGCAAUUAGACCGUAUCCUACAUGGAUGGAUCAUGGAGACCCCAAAAAACCUGAUUGCUCCAAGCUAAUAUCGGUAUAUCGCACGGCAAUUGAUAAAUGCGAUAGACUUUGGUUAAUUGACUCGGGUAUUGUUAAUGCUACUGUCAAUCUAAAUCAAAUCUGUCCGCCAAAGAUAGUCGUUUAUGAUCUUAAAACUGAUAAACUGAUCAAUCGCUACAUUUUACCAGAGUCGCAAGUGAAACAAGAUUCUCUUCAUUCAAAUAUUGUUGUUGAUGUCGGAAAUACAUGCGACGAAGCCCAUGCCAUCGUAUCGGAUGUCUGGCGAUUCGGCCUGGUAGUUUACAGUCUCUCAAAAAAUAAUAGCUGGCGAGUUACGAAUUAUAAUUUUAGCCCGGAGCCUUUUGCAUCUGACUUUAAUAUCUAUGGAUUAAAUUUUCAAUGGCUGGACGGUGUUUUUGGAAUGAGUAUUUCGUACGACAAAAAUACUAAUCAGCGUGUUCUCUACUUUCAUCCAAUGGCAAGCUUUAAGGAAUUUAUGGUACCUAUGGAACUCUUAACAAACGAAUUCAUAUGGCAAACUAGUAGCCAGGAAACCGCCAAAUAUUUCGUGUCCAUUGGGGACCGUGGAUACAAAAGCCAGUCAUCAACUUCCGGAAUCACCAGAGAUGGAGUUAUGUUUUACACACAAGUUCAUCGUGAUAACAUUGGUUGCUGGGACACUGCAAAACCUUAUACACGUGCAAAUUUGAUGUUACUUUUUAAUCAAAGUGAUGAGGCCUCCAAUACACUAAUCCAAUUCCCAAAUGAUUUAAAAGUGGACAACGAAGAGCAGCAAAGUGUGUGGAUAAUGAGCAAUCGUUUACCAAUUUUUUUGUAUAGUAGCUUGGAUUACAGUGAUGUUAAUUUUAGAAUUUUAAGGGCUAAUGUCAAUAAGAUAAUGUAUGAAAAUAACAAAUGUAAUCCCUUUAAUAAGAACAGUAAUAACACUAAGUCGGCUAUUGUAAUUAUAGAAGAGGGACAAUGUUAUUAAGAAUAUUGAAUGUGUUAAAUAAAAUAC